AGAGACGAGUCAGAGGGGAGUGGGGAGGAGACUGCAGAGAAAAUAGACCUAAAGAUUUUACCAGGAAGGGAGAGACAGUAAAGGUCUGUGAACCAGAGAGAGAGAUCUGGAGUGUCCUGCACAUCUUUAACCUCACUGCAAAUACACCGAUACAGUCUGCAUUGUGAAUAUGGCUGAGGAAGAGAUUGUCCCAGUUUAUGCCACUGGAAUUUCGGCGCAGUUGCAGAAGCAGCGGGAACAGGAACUGGGUAUAGGAAAACAUGAAAAUGCAGUGAAGUUUCUGGGUCAGGAUUUUACUCGGAUCCAGCAAGAAUGUUUACAGAAUGGGACUCUUUUCACGGAUGAUACCUUCCCAGCCACAGUUCACUCACUAGGAUUUAAGGACCUGGGUCCAAAUUCAUCGAAAACCCGUGGUGUUAAAUGGGUCCGGCCCUCGCAAGUUGUAUCAAAUCCACAGUUUAUCGUAGACGGUGCUACAAGAACAGACAUCUGUCAGGGUGCUCUGGGUGAUUGUUGGCUUCUUGCGGCGAUUGCCUCUCUGACAUUGAAUGAUACUAUACUACACCGUGUAGUACCCCAUGGCCAGAGCUUCCAGGAGAACUAUGCAGGAGUCUUCCAUUUUCAGCUGUGGCAGUAUGGUGAGUGGGUGGAUGUUGUCAUUGACGACCUGCUGCCGGUUAAAGAUGGGAAACUCGUCUUCGUGCACUCUGCAUCUGGAAAUGAGUUCUGGAGUGCAUUGCUAGAGAAGGCUUAUGCUAAAGCUAAUGGCAGCUAUGAAGCACUUUCUGGAGGUAGCACAUCUGAAGGCUUUGAAGACUUCACAGGUGGAGUCACUGAGUGGUAUGAGCUGAAAAAGGCUCCUGCAGACCUGUUUACCAUCAUCACCAAGGCUCUGGAGAGGGGAUCACUAAUGGGUUGCUCCAUUGAUAUCACUAGUGCCACUGAUAUGGAAGCUGUAACCUUCAAGAAGCUGGUGAAAGGCCAUGCCUAUUCUGUGACUGGAGUCAAGGAGGUCAACUACAGAGGCCAAAGCACAAAGCUGAUUCGGAUGAGAAAUCCAUGGGGUGAAGUAGAGUGGACAGGUUCUUGGAGUGACAGUUCAUCAGAGUGGAAUAAUGUGGAUCCAUCAGAAAAGGACCUGAGAAUUAAUAUGGAGGAUGGUGAAUUCUGGAUGUCUUUUCAGGAUUUCCUACGUGAAUAUUCUCGUCUUGAGAUCUGUAAUCUCACCCCGGAUGCUCUCAAAGCCCGCAGAUUCCGAAAAUGGAGCACAACCCUAUACAAUGGUUCUUGGAGGAAAGGAAGCACUGCUGGGGGCUGCCGAAACUACCCUGCCACGUUUUGGGUCAACCCACAGUUUAAGAUAAAGCUUGACGAAGAGGAUGAUGAUGACGACUAUGGUUCUGAAAAAGGCUGCACAUUCCUCCUGGCUCUUAUGCAGAAGAACCGGCGUAAGGAGAAACGUUUUGGGAAAGAUAUGGAAACCAUUGGCUUUGCUGUCUAUGAGGUUCCUCCACAGUAUAAAGGACAGCCGGCCGUACACUUGAACCGUGAUUUCUUCCUUUCAAACUCAUCCCGUGCUCGCUCUGAACAGUUCAUUAACUUAAGAGAGGUCAGCACCCGACACAAGCUUCCACCUGGGGAAUACAUUGUCGUACCUUCCACCUUUGAACCAAAUGUUGAAAGUGACUUUGUUUUGAGAUUCUUCUCUGAAAAUAAACACGGAGCAGUGGAAAUGGAUGAUGAAAUAAAGGCUGACCUUCCCACUGAGGAACAAUUAUCUGAAGAUCAGAUUGAUGAUGCAUUUAAAAAUCUUUUCAAACAGCUUGCUGGGGCGGAUAUGGAAAUUAGUGUUACAGAAUUGCAGUCAAUAUUAAACAGGAUCAUAUCAAAACAUAAAGACCUCCGUACAAAAGGAUUUAGUUUGGAAUCUUGCCGUAGUAUGGUGAAUCUAAUGGAUAAAGAUGGUAAUGGAAAAUUAGGACUGACAGAGUUCAAUGUCCUGUGGAAUAAAAUCAAGAGUUAUCUGACCAUCUUCAGACAGUUUGACAUGGACAAGUCCGGAAGUAUGAGUGCUUAUGAGAUGCGUAUGGCGGUUGAGUUUGCAGGAUUCAAGCUGAAUAAUGGACUGCAUCAGCUCCUCGUCACCAGAUAUGCAGAGCCUGAUUUGGCCAUAGAUUUUGAUAACUUCACAUGCUGUCUAAUCAGGCUGGAGACCAUGUUCAGAUUUUUCCAGAAAAUGGAUUCAGACAAGGAUGGAGUCAUUAACUUCAACCUGUUUACAUGGCUUCAGAUGACAAUGUUUGCAUAGUGAAACCUUCUCUGUGCAUGGGCUGGAUCCUCCAAUACUCCUAUAACCAAUUGCAAGUGCCUUCCGCUCCCUGCCGCUGUGCCAAAGCAAUAUGUUGUGGAUAUCUCUCUCUGGUGUAUACUCUUGUGUGGUCUCGCUCUUACAUCUUUAUUUUUCCAUUGGCCCAUAAACCAUUUAAUCCUCAGUCCUUCGCCAUGGCUCCUCAUCCCAUCAAAAGACUCUUCUAUCCCAUCAAGUCAUAGUAAAUGUGUUCCACUACUUGAUCAGAGAGAUAUCUAUGCAGCAUGGCUCCUAUAUCCAUUAUACGCUAAAGUAUUUAUGGGUAUAUUGUUGUGCCUGUUUGGGUCAUGCUUGCAACUGGAUGCCUAUAGUUACAUUAUUCUGUUUUUUUAAUACCUUUUUUUAGAUGAUAAAAAGAAAAGUAUGUCAGUCUGUACCAAAGAUAGUCAAUGCAAUGUGUAGACACUCCAAAUAAAUGUUGAUAUCACUUA
Pelobates fuscus (common spadefoot toad) is the source of this 2799-nucleotide messenger RNA. RefSeq names its product calpain 1 (gene CAPN1). Gene Ontology annotation, biological process: proteolysis. Lineage: Eukaryota; Metazoa; Chordata; Amphibia; Anura; Pelobatidae. Gene Ontology annotation, molecular function: calcium ion binding; calcium-dependent cysteine-type endopeptidase activity. The record is from RefSeq and is a predicted model, not a curated record. The transcript has 22 exons. The coding region runs from base 170 to 2308 and encodes 712 amino acids. Gene Ontology annotation, cellular component: cytoplasm.